UCAAGCAAGAAUCGUGCCUCUCCUUCUUGGAGACGGGUUUUUGUUGAGUAAGGAUUUGAUUCCAUUGACGGGCAUUGAGAUCAGGCGCCGGUUAAUGGCUUCCCUUCGGCAGUCUGCGCCAGCAUUGCUGUUGCUUUUGGGGUUCCUCACAGGCUCUGUGCUUGCGGACGACCCUUUGAGAACUUACGACUGGACCGUCUCCUACUCUCUUUUAUCUCCUCUAGACCUCGAGAAGAUGGUUAUAGUGAUCAACGGUCAAUUUCCAGGGCCACUAUUGAGCGUGUCCACCAACGAUGUUGCCUCUGUGACCGUUCGGAACAACCUCACAGAGCCCUUCCUGCUUACAUGGAAUGGAAUACAGAUGCGGAGGAACUCAUGGCAAGAUGGGGCGCAGGAGACGAACUGCGCUAUCCCUGCAGGAGGAAGCUGGACCUACCAUUUUCAGGUGAAGGACCAGAUUGGGAGCUUCUUUUACUAUCCGACGUUGCUGUUGCAGAAGGCUGCUGGGGGUUAUGGCGCUAUUCGAGUGAAUAACCGCGGCGACGUCGUCAACCUCCCCUUGGGUUGCCCAUGUGAUGAAUUCGACGUUCUUAUCGGUGACUGGUACAAUACAGACUACAGGGAACUCAGACUACCACUCCAACUGGGCCUUCCACUAUCUUAUCAACCAGAUGGGGUACUCAUCAAUGGCGUCGGACCCUAUCAAACAAAUUUCCUGUUUAAGCCAGGAGCGGCAUACAGAUUGAGGAUCUCAAAUGUGGGGCUAAAAGCUUCCUUGAAUUUUCGGAUACAGAGCCACAGAAUGCUGCUGGUGGAGACGGAGGGCUCCUACACCGUGCAGCGGCAGUACGAGAGCCUCGACGUUCACGUCGGGCAGUCUUACUCCGUCAUCGUCAGGGCGGACCAACCCCUCGGCGCCUACUUCAUGGUCGCCAGCACCCGGUUCCUCGACGACGAGGUCUGGGGCGUCGCCACCGUCCGUUACUCCGGCUUCUCCGGUGGCCCGUCCUCUGGCCAUCCCCCGCCGGGACCCGACCCCCUCGAUUACUUCUUCUCCAUGCAUCAAGCUCGCACCAUCAGGUGGAAUUUGAGUGCAGAGGCAGCGCGGCCAAAUCCCCAGGGGUCCUUCCAAUACGGGCUCAUCAGGGAAACCCGAUUCCUGUUACUCGAGAACGACCGGGCAAACCUCGACGGUCUCCCGCGCUACACCGUCAACGGCGUCUCCUUCCUCCACCCCGACACGCCACUGAAGCUCGCCGACUACUUCCAGAUCGACGACGUCUUCUCGCCCGCGGCCAUCCCGGACGUUCCGGACGGCCGGUCCCCGUCGUCCGGCACCUCCGUCAUCGACGUGCCCUACCGCGGCUACGUCCACAUCGUGUUCCAGAACUCAGAGGACGUGAUCCAGAGUUGGCACAUCGAUGGUUACAACUUCUUCGUCGUGGGGAUGGACGUUGGGGCGUGGAACGAGAGCAAGAGGGACAGCUACAAUAUGGUGGACGCUGUGUCCAGGUCGACUGUCCAAGUGUACCCGCAAGGAUGGACGGCCGUGAUGACGGAGCUGGACAACCAGGGGAUGUGGAACAUCCGGUCCCAGAUGGCGGACAGGCAGUUCUUGGGGCAGGAACUGUACCUGAGGGUGAACGGUACAAGGAAGGGCGCACCCACUGCGUCCGAGAGGGACGAGCUGCCCUUGCCGGGUAACGCCAUUCUGUGUGGAAGGGCCAUCGGCAUGCUCUGACUUUCUC
Molecule: messenger RNA, 1748 nt
Organism: Nymphaea colorata (pocket water lily)
Lineage: Eukaryota; Viridiplantae; Streptophyta; Magnoliopsida; Nymphaeales; Nymphaeaceae
Product: monocopper oxidase-like protein SKS1
Exons: 8
Coding region: 95-1741 (548 amino acids)
Molecular function (GO): copper ion binding; oxidoreductase activity
Source: RefSeq, a predicted model, not a curated record